Messenger RNA from Lotus japonicus, 2964 nucleotides. RefSeq lists its product as uncharacterized. The coding region runs from base 1 to 2964 and encodes 987 amino acids. The record is from RefSeq and is a predicted model, not a curated record. The transcript has a single exon. Lineage: Eukaryota; Viridiplantae; Streptophyta; Magnoliopsida; Fabales; Fabaceae.
AUGGAGGAAGCGGCGACUUUGAGGUCAACCAAUCAAAACCUCGUCCAUAGGCCCUCUGAGAAGGCCCGGGACCCCGUCGAGUCGAAGUGUGAUCGUGAGCCCCGAUUGAAGAGCCAGGAUUACAAAAAGCAAAAACGGAAGAAGUUCGAUAGCUACACCCCCCUGAACUCUUCCCUCUCCCGCAUCUUGCGGGAGAGAGCCUCCACCGACCUCAGGGACAAACCCCCACCACUACUCACGCGGGGAGAUAAACUGGAUUCCAAAAGGUUCUGCGAAUUCCAUGACAACCCCGGCCAUAACACGAACGAGUGCCUGAACCUGAAGGACAAAGUAGAAGAACUAGUCAGAAUCGGGAGACUGUCAAAGUACGUCGCUCUCUCCUCAGGCGACCUCCCUCGUCCACGUUCGCCACCGCCUAGAAGGUCCCCCACCCCACCUAGAGUCCGGGCCCGAACUCCGCCCAGGAACCAAGCCCGGACACCCCCUCGGGCGAGGAGCCCUCGACGUCGCAGAAGUCCCGACCGACGCAGGAGCCCCGAUCGUCGUAGAAGUCCAGAUCGACGCCGAUCUCCAGAUCGGCGGCGCCAAGAUGAAGUACGAAGUCGCCACGGGACUAACCUAGUCAGUGUCAGUUCCAUCGCUGGAGGAUGGGCCGCCGGCGGACCAUCAAACAACAGUCGGAAGAGGAGUACUCGAGUCAUCAUGUCAGCCGCUGGACGGCCUCACCCCAGCUCCCUCCGCCCACCGCAGCAGAAGGUUUCCAUCACCUUCUCGGAAGACGACUACGGCACGGACACCGGCGAGGAGGACGAUCCGAUUGUCGUGGAAGCCCUCAUCGCAAACGGUAAGGUACGACGGGUUCUCAUCGACACAGGUAGUUCCGCUGACAUUAUGUUUUAUGAUGCUUAUAAAACCCUAGGCUUAUCUGUGAAAGACCUGAUCCCCUAUGACCACGACUUGAUCGGGUUCACUGGGGACAGAGUUCUGCCCUUAGGAUAUUUUGAUACAUACCUCUCCCUAGGAGACCAUGAUGUUUGCAGGACUGUAAAGGCCCGGUUCUUGGUGGUGAAAUGCCCAACAGCGUACAACGCCAUCAUCGGUAGACCGAGCCUCAAUGUUUACCGGGCCAUCGUCUCCACCCACCACCUGAUGUUGAAGUACCCAUGGGCUGGAAGGGCAGUUUCCGUACGCGGAAACCUAACCAUGUCCAGGGGGUGUUUUAACUCCAGCUGCAGGAUGGCACGAGAGGAUCGCAAAAGAAAGAAGCCCGACCACGGGAAACGAGUCAAAAGCUUCCACCUCCGAGCAGGAGCAUGCUUGACCGACAUCGACCCGAGAGUGGACCAGUCCAGAGAUGACCAACGCCUUAAGCCUGAUGGGGAGGCCCGGUCUGUCCAGAUCGGCCAUAGCCCCAAGCAAGUCACGAAGCUGGCACGAGACCUCCCGCAGGACCUGUCGAACCGACUGGAAGACCUUCUGAAGAGUAACGGGCACUUAUUUGCCUGGUCAUCCGUGGAUAUGCCGGGCAUCGACCCAGCGUUCUGCAACCACAACCUAUCAGUAGACCGGAAAUUCAAGCCAGUGGCCCAGAAGAAGAGACAGAUGAGUGCAGAGAAGCAGGAAGCGAUCAAGGAACAGACAACCGAGCUUCUACGAGCCGGGAUGAUUCGCGAAGUCAAGUACACCACUUGGCUGUCGAACGUGGUCCUGGUUAGGAAAACUAAUGGGAAGUGGAGGAUGUGCGUUGACUACACGGACUUGAAUAAGGCCUGCCCGGAAGACCCCUUUCCCCUCCCCAACAUCGAUGCCAUGGUGGACAACUCCUCGGGAUACGAGUAUUUGUCCCUCAUGGACGCGUAUUCCGGGUACAACCAGAUUCCGAUGUGCAGAGAUGAUGAAGAAAAGACUGCUUUCAUAACCGAUCGAGGGACAUAUUGCUACACUAUGCUUCCGUUCGGCCUGAAAAAUGCAGUGGCCACCUACCAACGGAUGAUGACCAAGAUUUUCGGGGCACUUAUAGGGAAGUCAGUCGAAGUCUACAUCGAUGACAUUAUCGUAAAAACACCAAGGGGAGGCGACCACGCGGCCGAUCUCGCCGUAGUCUUUGAACAACUGAAGAAGCACAAUAUGCGCCUCAACGCCGAAAAAUGUACCUUCGGGGUCAAAAGCGGGAAGUUCCUAGGAUACAUGCUCACAAGUCGCGGGAUUGAACUAAACCCCGAGAAGUGCCAGGCCAUCGUAGACAUGAAAAGCCCCCGGACGGUCAAAGAAGUCCAGCAACUGGCAGGACGGAUGGCUGCAAUCGGAAGAUUUCUCCCCAAGGCCGCCCUACGAGCCCUACCUCUUUAUGCCCUACUAAAGAAGGGAGCGAACUUUGCUUGGUCAGAAGAGGCCGAGCAAGCCUUCUCCCGGCUGAAAGAGAUUCUCACCUCUCCACCGAUCCUGUCAAGUCCAAAACCGGGGGAGCCCCUGUACUUAUACUUAGCCGUUCGGGACAAGGCUGUGAGCUCCGUGCUGGUGAGAGAGGAGGCGGGAAUCCAGCUACCCGUCUACUUCGUCAGUAGUUCGCUUAAGGGUGCAGAACUCCGAUAUCAGAUGCUCGAGAAGGUGGCACUCGCCCUCCUGACCACUGCCAGGCGACUCAGAAGAUACUUCCAAUCCCAUAGCAUCAUAGUUUGCACAGACCAACCAGUCAGGCAAGUCCUACAUAAGCCGGAUUUAGCCGGACGAAUGGUGAGCUGGUCGAUCGAGUUGUCCGAGCAUGACAUUCAGUAUGAACCCAGACGCACGAUCAGGGCGCAGGUCCUAGCAGAUUUCCUUGUGGAACUCACGGGCGAUGAAGACCCCCCGGCGGAAAUCUCCUGGGUCAUCCAUGUCGACGGCUCAUGCAACAAAGAGGGGGGGCGCUGGGAUCGUCCUCCAAAGCAAUACAGGGAUGAUCGUAGAGCAGUCACUGCGCUUUAA